AUGGGUCGUUCAUACUCGUAUUUCAAUAGUAAACAAAUGUAUCUGAGAAAGGAUGUGGAACGAGCUUUUGGAUUUCUGAAGCGGAAGUUCGCAAUCAUUUGUGGGCCUUAUCGUGGUCUAAGUGCUCGUGAAAUGCAUAAGACUAUGCUGAUUUGCAUCAUUAUGCAUAACAUGGUUAUCCAGGAGACUCGUCGUAAUAAUAAUUGGACUAACCAUCAAGAUGAAGACUUAAGGCCUGAGAUUAUACCAGCUAGAGGAUUACCUGCAAGGAACUAUGCGCAAAUGACCAGUCAUAUUGAGAACAGAACUCUGUAUAACAGGUUGAGGGAAGAUCUCAGAGCGAAUCUGUGGGCUGAGUUUGUAAGAUUUGGGGGACGAAUUGAGUAG
Papaver somniferum (opium poppy) is the source of this 387-nucleotide messenger RNA. RefSeq lists its product as uncharacterized. NCBI's taxonomy places the organism in Eukaryota, Viridiplantae, Streptophyta, Magnoliopsida, Ranunculales, Papaveraceae. The record is from RefSeq and is a predicted model, not a curated record. The coding region runs from base 1 to 387 and encodes 128 amino acids. The transcript has a single exon.